Messenger RNA from Fundulus heteroclitus (mummichog), 1378 nucleotides. RefSeq names its product ubiquitin-conjugating enzyme E2 E2. The transcript is spliced from 6 exons. Gene Ontology annotation, molecular function: ubiquitin conjugating enzyme activity. Gene Ontology annotation, biological process: protein polyubiquitination. The record is from RefSeq and is a predicted model, not a curated record. NCBI's taxonomy places the organism in Eukaryota, Metazoa, Chordata, Actinopteri, Cyprinodontiformes, Fundulidae. Bases 164 to 784 code for a protein of 206 amino acids. Gene Ontology annotation, cellular component: nucleus.
GCCAUGACAGUCGCAUUUUGGCACAUUCUCCAGCAGCAGUCCGUCAAAGCAAAGUGACGCGGAGGAGACGACGGCGAGUGUUUUGGAUUUACGGAACAUAAAGUGGGCAUUGGGAACCUUUUCCUCGGCCGCUGUGCUUCCAGCCUGCUUGAAAAGAGUCAGCAUGUCCAGCGAGGUGCAGCCGCGGCCGGACGACAGCCCCAACACCAGCGGGGGCAGCUCGGAUGCCGAGCAGAGGGAGGCGGCCCCCCCGGAGCAGCCUGGCCCCGAGCAGCGCGACCAGUCUCAGCCUAAGAAGAAGGAGGCCAAGAUCUCCAGCAAGACCGCUGCCAAGCUCUCCACCAGCGCCAAGAGGAUCCAGAAGGAGCUGGCAGAGAUAACGCUGGACCCGCCGCCAAACUGCAGCGCCGGACCUAAAGGAGACAACAUCUAUGAGUGGAGGUCCACCAUCCUGGGCCCUCCAGGCUCCGUGUAUGAGGGGGGGGUGUUCUUCCUGGACAUCACCUUCACACCAGACUACCCCUUCAAACCACCUAAGGUGACGUUCCGGACGAGGAUCUACCACUGCAACAUCAACAGCCAGGGGGUGAUCUGCCUGGACAUCCUGAAGGACAACUGGAGUCCCGCCCUCACCAUCUCCAAGGUCCUGCUGUCCAUCUGCUCCCUGCUCACUGACUGCAACCCUGCUGACCCUCUGGUUGGAAGCAUCGCCACACAGUACCUGACCAACAGAGCUGAGCACGACAGGAUAGCCAAACAGUGGACCAAGCGCUACGCCACAUAGAGCAGCCCCUGUUCUGUGAUGCCUCCCCCCCCCCCCCCCCCAACCACACGUCCAACACUUCCUCUCCUCUGGAUCCAUGGAAGCACACCUGUCCCUGUCCUCCAGCCCUACCCGCUGACAUACGAACUGUUAUCUGUUCCAUGCUGACUUGAAAAGCUUCUUUUUAUACAAAGAGUCUAUUGGGAUUAUAUUUUCCAAUAGACUGAAUGUUGAUAUGGUCAUGAAAAGCUUUAAUACUGUUCUUGUUGAUGUCGCCGUUCUUAAUGCAUUGUUUAUACCAUGGUCGCCACUCUGGGCACGUCCUAUACUGAAAAGCGUGCGUGGAUUCUCCAUGGGUCAUGUGAUGUAAAGAUGUUCAUACUGAGUGAGUGUGUGUAGUUUUUUGUGUUUUAGCCCCAGGCUUCUGGUCAGUAGUAGUGCAUGGCAUCUGGAUGUGUGUUCAUGCAGCGUAGUCACAGUAUCCGUUCUGUCCCUGCAGACUCGUGGCAUGGAGUGAGCUCAUCAUCAUCAUGUAUAACGUUAGCUGUUAGUUGGCUGUACAUUUAUUGCCUCGUGGGAAAACAUAGUGAAUUAAACACUGGGUGUAAUGUGACA